AUGGCGAUCAUCGCCACAGCCAUGUUUGAUUAUGUGGUUACCUUUGUCAUCUCUCAACGCUCAAGCCACCGACGCGAGCUCGAGCUCCAAGGUGUCAACACAGUGCUGCAUGAACCGAGGGUCAUCCCCGCAUGGGUCUUUGUUGGCGCGAGACACAUGAAACCAGCGACUUUCUUCAUGCCUCGGCUAUUAGGGCAGUCAAGAGCAUUUCGUAUUAAACCAGAACGUUACGACAACGAAAGGAUCGCUGGUGCUAAACACAGUCGGCGAUACCACCCCUAUUGCACUGCAAUUCCAGUUGUCUUGUGCGGCCAUAAGUACCUUCUCGCUUGUCGUUCCGAUUCCCUCAUCGGGAGAUGCAAUCAAUACCAGUAUGCUAGCGGACCCACCGCAGAGGAUUCUCAGGCUCCCAACUCAAGGCAAAUGCGUCGGACCGCACACACUCACAACUUUGUGGCUGGCGGGCUAUACUGA
Molecule: messenger RNA, 474 nt
Organism: Aspergillus saccharolyticus JOP 1030-1
Lineage: Eukaryota; Fungi; Ascomycota; Eurotiomycetes; Eurotiales; Aspergillaceae
Exons: 4
Coding region: 1-474 (157 amino acids)
Source: RefSeq, a predicted model, not a curated record